Apaloderma vittatum (bar-tailed trogon) is the source of this 555-nucleotide messenger RNA. RefSeq names its product ubiquitin carboxyl-terminal hydrolase isozyme L3-like. Gene Ontology annotation, molecular function: cysteine-type deubiquitinase activity. Lineage: Eukaryota; Metazoa; Chordata; Aves; Trogoniformes; Trogonidae. The annotation marks the transcript as partial. The record is from RefSeq and is a predicted model, not a curated record. Gene Ontology annotation, cellular component: cytoplasm. Gene Ontology annotation, biological process: ubiquitin-dependent protein catabolic process; protein deubiquitination. The transcript is spliced from 6 exons.
AAUCAGUUUCUCAAACAGUUAGGCAUACAUCCUGACUGGCAAUUUGUAGAUGUUUAUGGUAUGGAACCAGAACUGCUUAGCAUGGUGCCGAGACCUGUCUGUGCAGUGCUACUACUCUUUCCAAUAACAGAAAAGUAUGAAACCUUCAGAACAGAAGAAGAAGAGAGAAUAAAAGCUAAGGGGCAAGAUGUCAAAUCAUCAGUGUAUUUCAUGAAGCAGACCAUUAACAAUGCUUGCGGAACAAUUGGACUAAUUCAUGCUAUUGCAAACAACAGAGAUAAAAUGAAUUUUGAAACUAAUUCUUCACUGAAAAAAUUCCUAGAAGAUUCAUUAUCUAUGACUCCUGAAGAGAGGGCCAAGUAUCUAGAAACUUAUGAAGCUAUUCGUGUCACUCAUGAAUCCAGUGCCCAUGAAGGUCAGACUGAGGUAUUCAAUUUUUUAAAAAAUUUUUUUAAUAACUACUUUGGUGGUGGUGGCACUGAGGAGCAGCAUGCCCUGGAAGAUGCUGAAGAUAGGAUGUGCGGGUCAUACAAGGAUAUUGACCUGUCCUGCAGG